This is a messenger RNA of Naegleria fowleri, 990 nucleotides long. RefSeq lists its product as uncharacterized. The record is from RefSeq and is a predicted model, not a curated record. The transcript has a single exon. Lineage: Eukaryota; Heterolobosea; Eutetramitea; Acrasida; Naegleriidae. The coding region runs from base 1 to 990 and encodes 329 amino acids.
AUGAGUCCAACAGUUGCUGCCAGUACGACUACCAUCAACACCACCAUCACCACUGGUGAGAACAUGAACGUGGAAAAAGAAGAAUCCGUUCAUAUCAUUACAAAUAAUCAUCAGGAACAAUUAAUCGGAAUACUUUGUACAGUGAUGACAAGAUCAUCAAAUAUACAUGAAAACUCGCCUCAGCAGAACCAUGGUUCUCAAAAUAACAAAAAACCAAUAGCUGUUCUUUGUCAUGGAUUGGCAUGCCAUAAAAAUUAUUUUAUUUUUCCAAGAAUGGAAAGUAAUGAAUACGAUACGUUUAGAUUUGAUUUUUCUGGUAAUGGAGAAAGUGAUGGUGAAUUUUCAUAUGCCAAUUAUCACAAGGAAGUUGAAGAUUUACAUUGUGUGAUUAAUUAUCUGAAAGAGAAAUUAAAUUAUUCCAAAAUUUCAAUUAUUGGACAUUCAAAAGGUGGAAAUGUUGUGUUGCAAUAUGCCAGCAAAUAUCCUCAAGAGUUACAACAUGGAGUUGUUGUGAAUAUUUCUGGAAGGUUUGAUAUGAGUAAAACUCCUAUGAACAGAUUUUCAGAGAGUGAAAGACAUCAAUUGGAAAAUGAAGGAAUAUUCUUGUGGAAAGUUUUCACAUUAGAGCCAUCUCUUUGUGUACGAAAAAAGCAAGAAAUAACAACACCAACUAAUAAUGAGGAAGGAUUGACGAGACGAUACUACGUGACAAAGGAAGCAUUACAAGAAAGAGAAUCAUUGAACACCAAAAUUGAAUUUAAUCUUCUGUAUCCUUUAAAACUGUAUUCCAUACAUGGAGACAAUGACGAUGUCAUUCCUUUUCAAGAUAGCCAAGAGUUUCAUGAAUUCUUAUUGGAACAGAUGAGAAAAAGGAAUUUAAUAGAUAGAUUUUCUCACCAAGUAAUAUGUGUGAAAGGAGCUAAUCAUUUCUUUGCAGGACAUUAUGAAACAUUAAUUGGAAUCUUAAAGGACCUCCUGGCAAAAGAAUAA